This is a messenger RNA of Tetranychus urticae (two-spotted spider mite), 1797 nucleotides long. RefSeq names its product protein YIPF1. Gene Ontology annotation, cellular component: membrane; Golgi apparatus. The record is from RefSeq and is a predicted model, not a curated record. Gene Ontology annotation, molecular function: small GTPase binding. Gene Ontology annotation, biological process: vesicle-mediated transport. NCBI's taxonomy places the organism in Eukaryota, Metazoa, Arthropoda, Arachnida, Trombidiformes, Tetranychidae.
CAAAAAUUUUCAUGAUUGAUAAUAUUAAUGCUAGGCGAUCGAUCUUCAUUUGCCAGCUUUAUCGAACAAUUUAUCUUUGUGGAGAAUGGCUUCAAAUUUGUUUGUUUGAUUCUAAUUAGCUGGACCAUAACAUUUAAGAGCCCGUGAUCAUAAUUGACUAACUAGAGGGAAUUGUGACUUGUCAGUUGUUGGUUACCCUUAGAGAUGUGUUAUUGUUUAAAACUACAUUAGUGAUUUUUUAUCAACAUCACCAUUUGAACAUUAAUUAGUUUGUUUUAUUGACACAACUAUCAAACUUCCUUUAUAACUGAUUGAACAAUUGCAAGUAUCAUUGGAUUUGAUCAUCAGAUCUCAUUGUUUUACUCUACGAUCUUUCUCAGCUUUCAAGCGUUAUCUACUGGAUUAAUUUGUUGAUUUCCGUUUUUUCUUUGGACAUAUACCAAAGAGAUCCCAAGUAAUGAUUCUGAGGCCUUUUCAACUGCUAAGCUGUGACUGACCAAGAAGUAAAAUACAGAGUAUUUGGAUUUUUUAACAAUUUUUUACUCUAUUUAUUAAUUGUGUAUCAAAUUUCACGAAAUUAUCAACAUGGACCAGCAAUCUGCCAUCCUUGAACUUGAUAAUGCCCUUGCCAUCGACAUGUCUGGAGCAGAUUUGAACACUGGAUCAGCAGCUAAUGAAUUGCAAUUUAAAGACUAUCCUAGAGAAGCAAGCGGUUCUAGUAAUUUAUUACCUAUAGGAAGCAAACAAAAUUUCGCCAAUUCUAGAGGUGAUGAUGGACCAACCGAUGAAAAUGAAGACGCAGGUUUAAUGGCAAACAAUACAAAAACUAAAGCACCUGCUAGCUUCUGGCAGUUAAAUUAUUUUUCACAAUAUUUCAAUGUGACAACACAGGAUGUUUUAGCAAGAAUUUUAUGGUCAGUUUUACCAAUCAAAUCAGCUACUGGUGCCAACUAUAUUGAAAGGCAUAUUCAAAAUAAUGCUGACAUUUAUGGACCUUUUUGGAUAAAUGUUACUUUAAUUUUCUCAAUAGCUAUAUUUGGUAAUAUAGCAAAUUAUCUAUCAACUAGCGGAGAGCAAGAUUCAUGGCAUAAUGAUUGGAAUAAGCUUGGGUUAGCCGCUAGCAGCGUAUUUAGUUACACUUUGUUCGUCCCCGUAUUACUCUGGUUCUUUUUCUGGUUCAGAGGCUGUACAAUCACCUACACACUGUUCGAGAUCAUUUGUGCCUAUGGCUAUUCAUUGUCUGUCUAUAUUCCUAUUUCGUUUUUGUGGAUAAUUGAGAUUCGUUUAUUGCAAUACAUUCUAGUCAUUGUGGGAGCUUUUCUGUCCGGUAGUGUAUUAACAAUGUCAUUUGCACCGAUCGUUAACAGUGACCCAUCACAGACUUUUAAAACUUCUUACUUUAUGCUUCUACUGAUUAUUGGGCUUCAUUCCUUGAUUGCUUUCUCAUUUUUAUUUUAUUUCUUUUGAAUCUAUUUCAAAGUAUCAACACACUCAUCUAAAUGAAAGAUUCUACAAGCUAGAUGUGUAUAUUUUUUCCAAUUAAAAUUAUAAAAUUACAAUAAAAACAGUAUACUGAAUCAGUGAUUUUGCAGGUGUUGAUCAUCUGCUGGAUUGAAUUGACUUGAUUCUUCAAUUUUUAUUAUGAAUAUUAAUACAUUUAUGUAAAAAUCAAAGUGCGUAAUAUCAUGAAAAUCUGUUAAAGCCAUGUAACAUUGAUUCCAGGAACUUUCAAUGAUCUAAUUAUUUACGAUCUAAAAAUUUGAAUUAUGAAAUAUGAGUAAAAAUAUUCUUUAACUA